AUGUCUUGCAUCUACAUCUUUUAUGAUUCAUCCGAAGUGCCUGAAGGUUCUUCAGCUGAUAUUGGAACUUCACAAUCGCCUAUUGAUAUUAAACUUGCAGAAACAGUCGCUCACGAAUUUUCUCCAUUCAAGUUUUCUCCUGAUCAUGACAAUGAGAUUACUCUUACUUUGAAAGACGAUGGGCAUCAAGUUAGUGCAGUACUACCAGAAGCUUCUGAAAGUGAAAAGGAACCGGAAUUAUGGUUUACUGGUAGUGAUCUAACCGGAAAAUUUAGUUUCGUCAAUUUUCAUUUACAUUGGGGUACAAGUAAUCACGAUGGAUCUGAACACACAUUUCACGGACAUACAUUUCCAGGUGAAGCACAUGUUGUCUAUAAGAAUCUUGAAACUGAAGAAAUCGCUGUAUUGGGAUUCUUUUUUCAUGUUGUUCAUUCACCUGACGAGGAAAAUAGACAAUGGAAGAAAUAUGCGCAUAUUGCAAGUCUAUUACAAAAAGGUGAUACAAUGAAUUGUACUUUCAAUUUAAGUCAACUGAUGCAAAUCGAGACUAAACAUUUUGUACGCUAUAUGGGUAGUUUGACAACACCACCUUACACUGAAGGCAUCAUAUGGACAGUUUUCAUUGAUUCGGUUCCGAUACUUGACGAUUGCUUACACCUUCUUCGCUAUAACGUAAUGGACGAAACUUAUCGAGAAGUUCAACCAAUAAAUGAUCGGGUUAUUUACAGAAAUUAUACUGAUUGA
This is a messenger RNA of Rotaria sp. Silwood1, 744 nucleotides long. The record is from the annotation of a GenBank genome assembly. Lineage: Eukaryota; Metazoa; Rotifera; Eurotatoria; Philodinida; Philodinidae.